This is a messenger RNA of Apis laboriosa (Himalayan honeybee), 859 nucleotides long. RefSeq names its product 26S proteasome non-ATPase regulatory subunit 8 (gene Rpn12). The transcript has 3 exons. The coding region runs from base 7 to 807 and encodes 266 amino acids. Gene Ontology annotation, cellular component: proteasome regulatory particle; nucleus; cytosol. NCBI's taxonomy places the organism in Eukaryota, Metazoa, Arthropoda, Insecta, Hymenoptera, Apidae. The record is from RefSeq and is a predicted model, not a curated record. Gene Ontology annotation, biological process: proteasome-mediated ubiquitin-dependent protein catabolic process.
CCAAAAAUGGCAGCGUUGAAAGAUGUUGUUCCAGUAUACAAAAAUUUAAAAGAAGAAUGGGCAGCAUCACCAUGCAAUUUAAAAAAGUGUGGUGAAUUGCUCAAUCAAUUGAAGGUUGGUCUUACACAUUUGAUGUUUCUUCCAACAUCUAAUAGCACAGCAAGUCAAAAUGAAUUGCUUAUAGCUCGUGAUAUUUUAGAAAUUGGUGCACAAUGGAGUAUAGUAACUGAAGAUAUACCUUCUUUUGAACGUUAUAUGGCACAAUUAAAAUGUUAUUAUUUUGAUUAUAAAUCAGGAUUAAUGGAAUCUGCAUAUAAAUAUCACCUUCUUGGGUUAAAUCUUUUAUUCUUAUUAUCUCAAAAUCGUGUGGCUGAAUUUCAUACAGAAUUAGAACUACUACCUUCUGAUCAAAUACAAUCCAAUGUUUAUAUUAGACAUCCUUUAAGCUUAGAACAAUAUUUAAUGGAAGGUUCAUACAACAAAAUAUUUUUAGCAAAAGGUAAUGUACCAGCAGCAUCAUAUAAUUUUUUCAUUGAUAUUUUAUUAAACACUGUUCGGGAUGAAAUUGGAGCAUGUAUGGAGAGUGCAUAUGAUAAGAUUUCUAUUCAAGAUGCUUCAAGAAUGCUGAAUUUAAAUUCAGAGGAAGAUAUGAAAGUAUUUGCAGUGAAAAAGAACUGGAAUUUAGCAAAAGAUGGUUAUUUUUAUUUUAAUACAACAAGUGAAAAGAAAACUGAAGAACCAAUUCCCAGUGCAGACUUGGCUACAUUAGCAAUUGAUUAUGCAAGAGAGCUUGAAAUGAUUGUUUAACCAUAUGUAUUUUUCUGUUUUUUAUAAAUAAAUAAAGUUUGUCAUAUAAUUA